AAUGUCAAAAUUUGAAGUGGAUUCUGAUGGAUUUCAAAUUGUAAAAUCAAAACAUUCAUUCAAAAAACCUUCAAAAUUACCAGAUAAAUCAUUAGAUGAUGAAAAACUUUACAAUAUAAAUAAAGAGAAAUUGAUAAAGCAAAUAGAAGUUGCUGUGGAUUGUAUGAAAGGCUCAGAAUAUUUUGAAGACGCAAUUAAGUCUGUAAGUACAGUAGUACUUGAUAAACCAGUAGCAGAAAUAAUUUGUCUGGGGCUUGGCCACAUUUAUGCGUGUAAUGUUUCUAAAAAUCAGUUAGCAUUUUUGCUGUGUCUGAGAGACUUUUGUAAGCCCAAGAGAGUACUAGUACAUGAUCCAAUAUUUUUCAAAACUGAAUGCGAAGUACUACAACAUUUUGGGCUUGAAGUUAUACCAGAAAAUAAUGAAGGAAAUUACAUAAUUUCUGAAAAUGAUUAUACCAUAGCUUAUCUACCUCACUGCCCUAAACAGCUAACAAACAACUUUUUAUGGGCUAAUUGGGAUUUAAAGCUGCAAAACUGCAUGAUAAUAUGCAACAGUUUUAGCUCUCUGAUUGAAAAUAAUCCUAGUCGGUUAUUAUUAGAGACUGUCCCAUACUUACAUAAAAUAUACCCAUUUACAAGCGAAAUUGUGUUGCAAAACAACUAUACCCUAUCAAAUGUCUUUAACGAUACAUCUAUCCACUAUUUCCCUAAAGAGAAAUUAGUGACAAUCCCUGCAGAAUUUUGGCAAAAAGGCAGCAAACCUCAUUACAAUAACACAGAAGAAUUUAUUACGUCGCUGAUGGUAGAAAAGCUGAACAUUUGAUUUGUUUGAAGGUCUGAAUCAUGGCAUCGAUUACUACAAAGCCUGCACUAGUGACCUUGAGGCAACUACUGUCAGAACUACGAAAGCAGAGUUCAACGAAGAGACUGGCCGAGAACCAGAUGGUACAGUACAUAUUUAGCCAGUACCGUAAAUACCAGACUACCGAUCAACAACUCUGUAAGGCAGCGGAAGAAAUGCACUAUAAAGCCAAAACCUACUUCAACUAUUUACAUAAUUCUAGAAUGUAUAAAGAGAUCAACGUGGAAUUCAAAGGUAAAGGGGAAAGGUCCGUAGAGGAAACGGCCAAGAUGGUUGGAUUCAAGUUACCCCAUGACCCGAAACCGUAGAUAAUUUUAAUUUAAUAGAAUAUUACAUAUAGUUAUUGUAAAUAGCUAUCUCUAAAUAUUAUGUAGUACAAAGCCUUUGUUUUGUUGUUAUAAAUAAAACACAAUAAUAAAAUAAAACAAGUUUUUUAAUUAACAAUACAGGGUUGUAAAAAGACCCAGUGAAACUGAGCAUAAUAUUAUUUACCUUUUGUUCCACCAAUAAUAUAAGUUGCAAAACUGAUUUUUCUAGCAAUUAUAAUUGAUUUU
This is a messenger RNA of Ostrinia furnacalis (Asian corn borer), 1416 nucleotides long. Its product is annotated as protein FMC1 homolog. NCBI's taxonomy places the organism in Eukaryota, Metazoa, Arthropoda, Insecta, Lepidoptera, Crambidae. The coding region runs from base 2 to 823 and encodes 273 amino acids. The transcript is spliced from 2 exons. The record is from RefSeq and is a predicted model, not a curated record. Gene Ontology annotation, cellular component: nucleus; cytoplasm; mitochondrion.